This is a messenger RNA of Marasmius oreades (fairy-ring Marasmius), 762 nucleotides long. RefSeq lists its product as uncharacterized. Lineage: Eukaryota; Fungi; Basidiomycota; Agaricomycetes; Agaricales; Marasmiaceae. The coding region runs from base 1 to 762 and encodes 253 amino acids. The transcript has a single exon. The record is from RefSeq and is a predicted model, not a curated record.
AUGGAUAUGAACACUCUCACACUCGCCAACGGUCCACUUCGCAUUCGCAUUCCAAAUCCAAAACCAUUCGAAAUCUGGACGUAUCGACCCUCUUCUUUCCAUCGCAUGAAAGGGGAUAUCCUUCGUGCUUGUAUCCAUUAUUUACACUUUCUCCGCACAACUCCCACAACAAACGUCAAACUGUUCUUCUUGAACGCGAGAAUUAGAUUAGUUCCAUCCGAAGGCGAAGGCAGCCUCGUUGAACACGGCGAACUGGAGGGUGACGAACGUCAAAUCAGGGCACAAGCACAUUCGAUAAUUCAAGGCGCUUUGCGUAUCGCUGAAAGCUGGGUUCGGGAACAGACGGGGUCUGAUUUGGUGCAUAGGUUGACGGAAACGGGGCUAGAUCCAAAGGAAUGGGUCAAGGAUGGAUAUGCUACUGAAGACGAAUUGUUGGAUCGAAAUUACCAUUUUACGCUCAUCCAAAACCAAGCCGAAUGUCCUCCAGAGCUGGAUGCGGCUGGAACUCGGGGGUUAUAUGAUUUGAUGAAGCUCUCGCAUCGAGGACAGGAGAUAUACUCUGGAGAGGCACAGAGGAUGGCGAAUUUGUUGGAUGAUAUUGUACCAUUUGCGCAAGAGGGAGAUGGCAGAGCGAUUGAGAGAGGGGAAUUGGGUGAUCCUGACAGGACAGUAUCGACGCUAGAGAUGAUGGAACGAUUCCGAGGUCUGUUAAAACAUUGUACAGGACAGAAGGUGAUUGUGAACGAAAGUGGCGAGCAGUGA